Triticum turgidum subsp. durum (durum wheat) is the source of this 468-nucleotide messenger RNA. The record is from the annotation of a GenBank genome assembly. NCBI's taxonomy places the organism in Eukaryota, Viridiplantae, Streptophyta, Magnoliopsida, Poales, Poaceae.
AUGACCGGCAGAGGCAGCUCAGCAGCAGAAGCACGCUGGUGGAGGCCGGCGACUCAACACGAGGCCCACAUGAAGGCGGCUCAACGCGAGGCCCGUGUAAAGGCGGCUCGGAACGAGGCCACAAUGGCUGCUUCUGAAACCAACCCCCGUCCAAGUCUUUGUCCUGGUUGUAGUUGGAAUUUGCUUGAUCUGAUAGCUACGGAGAUGCUCAAAGCGAGGCCAAGUGGGGGCAGCUUGCAGCAACAGUUGGACGCGGCAGGCCAAGGCGGCUCGACAAAGGAAUCCAGCAGUAACAGCAAAACCCACGAGGCAGAGGCAAAGCCGGCCACGGCGGCUCACGGGCAUAGUGACUUCGGCGACUCGCAGCAGUGGCUGCCUGAGGCGACAUGUAAGGGCUGCUUCGGAAGCGUGCCCGGGGUGACUCGAUGGCGGCGGCUUGAGGCCAGGGCGACUUGCAGUGGAAGCUGA